Messenger RNA from Propithecus coquereli (Coquerel's sifaka), 782 nucleotides. It is a transcript of the gene FGF21, whose product is annotated as fibroblast growth factor 21. Lineage: Eukaryota; Metazoa; Chordata; Mammalia; Primates; Indriidae. Gene Ontology annotation, biological process: positive regulation of protein phosphorylation; fibroblast growth factor receptor signaling pathway; positive regulation of cell population proliferation. The record is from RefSeq and is a predicted model, not a curated record. Gene Ontology annotation, cellular component: cytoplasm; extracellular region. Bases 147 to 782 code for a protein of 211 amino acids. The transcript has 3 exons. Gene Ontology annotation, molecular function: fibroblast growth factor receptor binding; growth factor activity.
CACGAGCAAGAGGACCCAGGCACUCAGGCCACCUGAGCAGCGAUCUGUGAGUCUGCCGUCCUGGACAGGCAGAUCUGGAACUGAUUCUAGACCCUUCAGCGUCUCCAGCCUCCCACCCCUGCGCCCGCCUGAGGACUGAGCCAUUGAUGGGCUGGGACAAGGCCGGGGCCGGAUUCAAGCACCCAGGACUAUGGUUUCCCACGCUGGCUGUCCUGCUGCUGGGAGCCUGCCAGGCGUACCCCAUCCCUGACUCCAGCCCCCUCCUCCAAUUUGGCGGCCAAGUCCGGCAGCGGUACCUCUACACAGAUGAUGCCCAGGAGACAGAAGCCCACCUGGAGAUCAGGGAGGAUGGCACAGUGGUGGGGGCCGCCCGACAGAGCCCUGAAAGUCUCUUGGAGCUGAAAGCCUUAAAGCCAGGGGUUAUUCAAAUCUUGGGAGUCAAGACCUCCCGGUUCCUGUGCCAGAGGCCAGAUGGGGCCCUGUAUGGAUCGCUCCACUUUGACCCCGAGGCCUGCAGCUUCCAGGAGCUGCUUCUUGAGGAUGGAUACAACGUUUACCGGUCUGAGACCUACGGCCUCCCUCUGCACCUGCCUUCCCCCAAUUCGCCAUACCGGGACCCGGUGCCCGGGGGACCAGUCCGCUUCCUGCCGCUGCCAGGCCUGCCCCCAGCACCCCCAGACCCGCCAGGGAUUCUGGCCCCAGAGCCCCCGGAUGUGGGCUCCUCAGACCCUCUGAGCAUGGUGGGGCCUUCGCAGGGCCGAAGCCCCAGCUAUGCUUCCUGA